AUGAGCAUUUCCAUUCCCUCAGUCCAGAAAGCAGCCCUCAUCAAAAACCCUGGCGACGAGGCACGAAUUGUUAUUCGAUCAGAUAUACCAGUACAAAACCCUGGCAAAAAUGAGAUAUUAAUAAAGCUGGCCUGCACUGGUGUUUGCGGCUCAGAAAUCCGUGCACUUUCAGGAUGGGGUCCCUACAAUCCCAUCGUCGGCCACGAAGGCGUAGGAACAGUUGUCAAACUCGGUCACGACGUUGAUCCAAAUCUUCUCAACAAAAGAGUCGGCGUAAAAUGGCUGUAUAGCGCCUGCGGAGAAUGCACAAUUUGCAAGCGAGGCUAUCACAACAAUUGUCCGAAACAGCUCAACACGGGGAAACACGUCCCUGGCACUCUGCAGGAGUACAUGAUUGCGGAUGCUCGAUACGUUACCAAGAUUCCAGAUGGAGUUUCUAGCGAGGUAGCUGCGCCGUUACUUUGUGCGGGAUUAACUAUGGCUGGGGCUGUGUCGAAACUUGAAGGGUAUGCUGAAAAGGGAGAUUGGGUUGUGAUUUUGGGGUCUGGAGGUGGUCUGGGUCAUUUGGGUGUGCAAAUUGCUGCGAGAUUGAAUGGUCUUCGAGUGAUUGCCGUAGACACUGGAGAACCAAGGCGAAAGUUAAGCUUGGAAAGUGGUGCUGAGCACUUCAUCGACUUUGCCAGCGAAAAUAUUGAACAGAGGAUCAAGGAAAUCACCCGAGAGGGAGCAGCAGCCGUUUUGGUGGUUACUGCUUCCCAGGAAGCUUUUAUCCAAGCUCCAAAUCUGGUGAGGAAUAUGGGUAUCAUUGUCACGAUUGGGUUACCCAGAAACGACUUUAACAUCCCCCUCUCUGCUUCCCUCUGUUCGGCGCGAUCUCUUACUGUUGCCGGUGUUGCAGUUGGCACAGAGACUCAAAUGGAGGAGCUUCUACAGCACGCAUCGUCAGGUACCAUAGUUCCAGACAUCACGGUCCUCGAAUUUGAACAAGUCGGAAAGGUUAUCAGGGAUCUCCAAGACCAGACAAUUACAGGAAGAGUAGUAGUUAAAAUACCAUAA
Molecule: messenger RNA, 1056 nt
Organism: Fusarium graminearum PH-1
Lineage: Eukaryota; Fungi; Ascomycota; Sordariomycetes; Hypocreales; Nectriaceae
Exons: 3
Coding region: 1-1056 (351 amino acids)
Molecular function (GO): zinc ion binding; oxidoreductase activity
Source: RefSeq, a predicted model, not a curated record